Messenger RNA from Porites evermanni, 356 nucleotides. The record is from the annotation of a GenBank genome assembly. Lineage: Eukaryota; Metazoa; Cnidaria; Anthozoa; Scleractinia; Poritidae.
GACAACGUUCCUAACUCUUGCCAGUGUACAAGCACUUGCUCUACGAAAGCAGGAAGAAAAAGGACUGGAUGUCCUUGCAAAACAGCCGGUCGCUACUGCGGAGAGGCUUGUUCGUGCAGUCGACGAAAGCCGUGCAAGAACAGAGAGGUGGGGAAACAAAGCUCGGUUGAGGUCUAAAAUUCGCUAGUAGGAAGUACUAGUACAGUUUGCGAUUUCUUUUUUAUCAUGUGAAGGCUGCAUCCGUGGCAUCCCAAGGAUGGGGAUUCGUGCAAGGACCGCCAGGCCAACCAGAUAAUGGUCUUACGGAGGAGCAAGAACGGGACAUGGAAAAUCGACGAGUGAAGGUACAAUACUGA